Messenger RNA from Hypoxylon trugodes, 2820 nucleotides. RefSeq lists its product as uncharacterized. The transcript is spliced from 10 exons. Gene Ontology annotation, biological process: transmembrane transport. Gene Ontology annotation, molecular function: ATP hydrolysis activity; ABC-type transporter activity; ATP binding. The record is from RefSeq and is a predicted model, not a curated record. The coding region runs from base 226 to 2739 and encodes 837 amino acids. NCBI's taxonomy places the organism in Eukaryota, Fungi, Ascomycota, Sordariomycetes, Xylariales, Hypoxylaceae. Gene Ontology annotation, cellular component: membrane.
AAAUCCCGAUGGAACUCGACUCGUCAGAUAACAACGAGGAGGCUCAAUCCCAAUAAUCUCACCUCUUUUUUACUUACCUACAAAUGAUAAUAGGUCAAUUGAUAUCAUCUUAAUAUCUAGUCCCCAAUUGGGCUUUAUUUGAGGCAUUUUUAUGAGUUCUUUAUCCCAUUGAAUAGAUGUCGCGCGUCUAGCCAUUGGAAUUUUGCUUCAUCCGUCACGGUAACGAUGGCGAAUCUCCAGCUUGGGUUAGAAGUAGUUUUCUACCUCUACCCAGUUGGAUUGUUCGUCGCGCUAUAUUCUGGCCAAGCCAUCGCGUAUAGAUACCGAAAUGUCCCCAAAGCCCCCGCCACCGAUGUCGCCGGCGCGGAAAAGAUCAACCGAUUCUAUGCCAGAAUAUUAUGGUGCUUGCAACUCCUCUUAACUCCUCUGUUGCUUGCUAGUGUGAUAUUAGUGCUUCGCGAUGCCUUAUCUAGUCCGGAUGAAGCCGAUGAGAAUAAGGCGGCUUUCCCAUAUAGUGCUUACCUGGCAUCUUACAUAGGAGUGUUACUCUUUUUUCUGGCUGGCCUACUGCCCGACCCAGACGGUCCAUGGUCACCCACUGUGUCUCAUAGCUACGCCUGGGUCAUUGGCAUAUUGUUCGACUUUGUCAUCAACGCCGUCUUCCUUUCCGAACAUGAGCUGAUAUCGCUCCCGUAUCCCGUGAUCAACUCACUGUUUAGCUUGGGCAUGGCCAGGGUGGCGGUGCUUGCGCUUAUGGUAAUCGUGUUAAUUCGGCGGCAGUACUUACUACGACCCGAAAGAGGCUCUGCAGCUGAAGGUCGGUCCCUACUUGAGAGUGGAGAGGGACCCACGAACGGUUAUGGUGGGGUCAAUGGCAAUUCUGCGGCCCGCACGGCCAAGAAAAGGUCUGGCCAGACUACCAGCUGGUUCGAUUACUUUGUAGGAUUCAAAGUCCUGUUUCCGUACUUAUGGCCGUCCGAUUCUCCACUCCAUCAAGCUACGGUCAUCGUAUGUGUUCUACUUUUAGUCUGCCAAAGAUUGGUCCAAGUUGCUGUCCCGGUUCUCCUCGGCAGGCUUGUCGAUGCCCUUGGCUAUGGCAAAAUACCUUAUAGGGAAAUUGUACUUUACAUCGUCUUCCGGGGUCUUCAAGGUAACCAAGGUCUCAUCGGCGCCGCUCGAUCAGUUUUGUGGAUACCCGUAUCGCAAGGCUUAUUCCGACGACUAUCAUGUGCUGCUUUCGAGCAUGUCCUCGGCCUUUCUAUGGACUUUCAUCUAAGCAAACGUAUCGGUGAGGUGACGAGCGCUCUUGGCCGCGGUGCUGCGAUGAACACAUUCUUGGAAAACUUCCUAUUUCAGGUAUUCCCAAUGUUGUUCGACAUCUUCGUGGCGGGCGUGUAUUUCUUUUUCCAGUAUGAUGCGUUCUACACUCUCACCGUAUUCAUAAUUAUGUGGUCUUACAUCUUCUUGACCAUUUAUAUGGCCAAGUAUAGAAGCACUCAAAAACGGGAUAUGGCAACCAAAGCCCGUGAGAUCGAUGCUACCAGGACGGAUGCCAUCAUGGCAUACGAGACUGUGCAACAUAACUGUGCUGUAAAAGCUGAAACGGACAACUUUAGGAGCCAGGUUACUGUAUAUCAGCGAGCCGAGCGUCUUGUCCAACUAUCAUUGAAUCUCCUCAACGUGACCCAGAGCUCUGUUUUCACCUUAGGGACGGCUUUGAUAGUGGCUAUUUCCGCAUACAAAAUAUCUCAUGGCCAACAGCGAGUCUCUGAUUUCGUCACACUGAUCACAUAUUUCGCGCAGCUUCAAGCCCCGCUGGGUUUCUUCGGAACUUACUACACGAUGCUUCAGAAUAAUCUUAUUGAGGCGGAACGUAUGCUCGAUUUGUUCAAAGAAACCUCCGGUGUUGUCGAAAAGCCCGAUGCAUCUAACCUCGACUCAUGCGAGGGUGAGAUUGAGUUCCGCGAUGUAAAGUUUUCCUACCAAGGAAAAGAGGCAGCGUUAGAUGAAGUAAGCUUUACUGUCGCGCCUGGAACCAAGACUGCUCUCGUCGGAGAAUCCGGGAGCGGGAAGUCAACUUGCUUGAAGCUGCUGUACCGUUUUUAUGAUGUUGGUAGUGGUGCUAUCAUGGUUGAUGGCCAGGAUAUUCGUGACUUGAAACUCGAUAGCGUCCGGAAACACAUCGGUGUCGUCCCCCAGGACACGGUAUUAUUCAAUGCAUCCAUCAUGUACAAUCUUCAAUACGCAAACCGCAAUGCGACCGAAGCCGAUGUUUUUGCUGCGGCUAGAGCAGCCAAUAUCCACGAACGUAUCUUGGCUUUCCCCGAUGGUUACGAAACAAAAGUUGGCGAAAGAGGCCUCAAAUUAUCUGGAGGCGAACGUCAACGAAUUUCUAUCGCACGCGCACUUCUAAAAGAUUCCCGCAUCCUACUUCUAGAUGAGGCCACGGCGUCCCUCGAUUCCCACACCGAGAAACAAAUCCAAGAAGCUCUUGAACGGGUAACAGCCGGUCGCACAACCGUUACCAUAGCGCACCGUCUUUCUACCAUUACGACUUCAGACCAGAUCCUGGUGCUCCACCGCGGAAAGAUCGUCGAGAGAGGUACCCACGCCGAGCUCCUGGAAGCUCAGGGUAGAUACUACGCGAUGUGGCAGAAACAGACCACGACAGAAGAUAAGAAAACCGCAGGAAACGAAGCCGAUAAGGAGGGAAAAGAACAGGCCUCGGGGGCAAAUUAAAAUGAUAUAGAAUUCUCAACGGCGUAUUAGAUGCGCCUCGUUUCAACAGAUGUAAUAGAUUUCAUAAAUCGACCCAUAAAA